Bufo gargarizans (Asiatic toad) is the source of this 976-nucleotide messenger RNA. Its product is annotated as gastrula zinc finger protein XlCGF66.1-like. The transcript has 4 exons. The coding region runs from base 312 to 791 and encodes 159 amino acids. The record is from RefSeq and is a predicted model, not a curated record. Gene Ontology annotation, biological process: regulation of DNA-templated transcription. NCBI's taxonomy places the organism in Eukaryota, Metazoa, Chordata, Amphibia, Anura, Bufonidae.
GACAGAAUAUGUGGCCAUCAAAACAGAAACAGGCAUGUGGCCAACAAAUGGUGGGACCCACAUCUAUCAGACAUUUAUGACCGUUCCUGUGGAUAUGCCAUAAAUAUUCAUGUUGGGAAUCCCCCUUUAUUCCAUGUGGUGGAGGCUUUGAGAAGCUGGAUUUUUCCAUGCUCAACAAAAUUAUUGGAUCUCACUAAUGUUCUCGUUCCCAUGUGAUUUCCUGCCUUUCCUUUCCUCAUAAAGGGAACUGCAGUACUAGAAGCCUCCGAUUUAUCCAGUUUUGGCAUCUUCUCCUGAAUGACCCACCAGUGAUGGACAAGGACAGGAAUUGGAUCACCAGAAGAAUAUUAGACUUCACCUUGGAAAUCAUCUCCCUGUUGAGCGGAGAGCAUUACACAGUAGUGAAGAAGGCAUUGGCUGACUGUGUGACUCCCUUCAUCCAGGAGUCAGGAGGGUGGACCCCCAUCACAGAGCCUCACCCCCUGAUACAUGAGCAGAAGAUCCUAGAACUCACCCACAAGAUGAUGGAGCUGCUGACAGGAGAGGUUCCUGUAAGGUGUCAGGAUGUGGCUGUCUAUUUCUCCAUGGAGGAGUGGGAGUAUAUAGAAGGAUCCAAGGAUCUGUACAAGGACGCCAUGAUGGAGGACCUCUGGCCUCGAACAUCACAAGAUGGAUCCAGGAGGAGAAAUCCCCCCGAGAGAUGUCCCAGUCCUCUGUAUUCCCAGGACUGUCCAGAGGAGAAGCUCCCAGAGAACCAUCAGGUAGAUGGAGCAGAGGUCUCACAACUUUAAGAGGAUUGAACCACAAUUAGUUUUAUAGGUAGUCCUUCUGCAUCCUGUGGGGACUGUAGGCUGGGUCACCACAUGGGGGCUUCUCUAAGCUGCAUCACCGCUCUUUUCUAUAUGUGGCCAGCAGGAAGUGGAUGUCAAGAGUCGCUUCUGGUAGGGAUACUGUUGGAUGGAUACUUUGCUUUGAA